This is a messenger RNA of Durusdinium trenchii, 1191 nucleotides long. NCBI's taxonomy places the organism in Eukaryota, Dinophyceae, Suessiales, Symbiodiniaceae. The record is from the annotation of a GenBank genome assembly.
CUCCUACAGGUUCAAGCUUUUGCCUGGAGUAUGAAGGGACAUGAAGGGUUUGCUCUGUCGUGUUCCGAUGCGGAAUCCUUGUAGUAUCUGAGGCACGGCUCACAUGGCCGGCAAAAUCUGACGUCGAGGCCAAUGCAGCCUUGGAUGUCCUUGUGGAGAAAGUCACAUCACAGUUGCCAGCCCUUGAACCUGUGGGCUUGACGCAGUUGCUCCACGCUUGUUCCAGGAAAACCGGGUCGCACGAUGUUGGUGUUUGGACCUGCUUGAUUUGUUCGCUUCAUGCAAGGUGCAUGCGACACACUGCUUGCGCAGAUGCAUGCACUGCUUGCGCAGAGGUUGAGACAGGCAUCUUGGAACAAGCAGGGCAACAGAUCUCCAAAUUUCCAGCACAGUCAUUGAGCCUACUGGUAAAUGCCUGCGCACGACUGCAGAAGAAAGAUGUUCCAUUGCUCACGAAGGUGGCAAAGUGUGCAGCGCCACUGCUUCCGGAAUUCACGCCACAGGCGUUGGCCAUUACGGCCGACAGCUUCGCAAAGCUCGAAGUGCGUUCAGAGAUCUUGUUUUAUCUUCUUGCUGAAGAGAUCCUACAAAAGAUUCCACUUUUCUCUGGUCAAGGAAUUGGCUUGGUCUUACAGGCCUACGGCAAGUUGGGCAUAAACAAUCAAAAGCUGGCGCAAGCUUGUCGGAAGCAUGUCCGUGCUCUUUCAGACGAGCUGACCCUUUGGGAGGUCGAUGCCAUUGAGGAAGGCUUUAAAAAGAUGGGUGCGUCGGAUGGUUCUACAGUGGCUCUGCUGCAAAAGGUGCGGCAGCGGCUGGUGGUCAACACAGCUGAAGUUGAUGGCGCGUGGGUGGAGGAUGACUUGUUGGAGCGCCUGGCGAAGGAGGAGGAACUACGAAUGACCAAGCAUCGUCCGGAACAAGAUGUGGAGCCAAAGAGCAUAGCUCCGUUGCAAGAGCCUGCCCCACUGGAUUUGUGGGACAUGUGGUCCAACGCUGACAAAGCAGAUGACAAGAGCCAAGGUCAGGAUAGCUUCGCGGAUUCAGACGAUGGAACGGCCACAUCCUCUUCUCGCCUCCGAGAAUAUCUUGCGAGGCCAGAGAAAGUGGGUCGGAAGCCCAUCGUUCUGGACUCCGAGAUCCCUGGAGGUGGAGGCCGAAAGCAUCGUCGCCGUGCAAGGACAUGAGUCGAAG